Molecule: messenger RNA, 1104 nt
Organism: Talaromyces atroroseus
Lineage: Eukaryota; Fungi; Ascomycota; Eurotiomycetes; Eurotiales; Trichocomaceae
Exons: 1
Coding region: 1-1104 (367 amino acids)
Biological process (GO): protein prenylation
Cellular component (GO): cytoplasm
Molecular function (GO): protein prenyltransferase activity
Source: RefSeq, a predicted model, not a curated record
AUGUCAUCGUCAUCCCAUGACAUCUACGAGACUCUACGUGGAAUACUUACCGAGAGGAAAUCCAACGAGGCCUUCGAGAUUGAGAUUGUGUCUCCAGAGCUGGGACCGCUUGUGCGAGAUGGAUCCUGCAUUGGCAUCAGCAAGAAAGCCCUCGCAAAGGCAUUCAUAACUGCACGACGGCGAUUUACAGAAUAUCUCAUUCAGCGCAGUCAAACACCGACCACUCUCUCAGCAGAAGAAAAGGAUCAAGAUCUUGCCGCCGCAACGGAGAUCAUCCUCCUCUUUGACUGUGAACAUGUAACGGCAUGCAACUGGAGGAAGCGACUGAUCAGUUCUGCUUCAAAGCAAGAGUGUGCCACCAUCGAGGGCAAUCUCGAAAGAGAACGGAGUCUAAUGACAACUUUCCUUUGUUCGCCGCUACACCGGCAUACAAAGUCGCCUACGCUAUGGCAGCAUCGACUAUGGAUCCUGACUGAACUUUUGAAACUAAAGGCACAACAACAAGGUGCAACAAGCUCUUGUGAAACUUCCAACGAUUUCUUACGUGAAAUUUUUUUCGAGGAGUUUGAUGUAGUAUGUAAGGCUGGCCAGUUACAUCCGCGGAAUUACUAUGCCUUCGGUUAUAUGCGCCAAGUGCAUGCUCUGAUGAUAGCUCAGCCUGCGUCGUCAUCAACCAAAGACGAAUCAUCAGGAAUGUUAACAGGAAGCAGUGCUCUAUCACUAGAGCUAGCCCUGGUCAUGAUUGAGCCUAUGUUGAAAUGGUGUUUAUCCAAUCCGAGUGAUAUAUCUGGGUGGAUGUAUCUAUUUUAUCUUCUCGAUUAUGGUGAUGAUGAUAACGCCCUUAUAAGGAACGGGAACUUUAAUACAAAGAGGAAACUGGUCAUGGACCGGACGCUUCAUUUUUCGGGAAUAACUACAUGGGAGGGCGAGAGUUUAUGGACGUUUGUUGACUUAAUGCUGGAAAGAUUUGGCGACAGUGUUCUUCCAGAACAAGCCACGUCUGAUGAUUCUUAUACCGGGAUACCAUCGAAAAGAGACGAUCUGCCGGCUGCACGAUGGCAGAAGACAAUGAACAGAAUAAAAAAGGACUACAGUGGAAAGUGA